AGGGAAGGGAAAGGGAAAGGGGAUGGAGGAAGUUCUCGUGAAUGAAGGGAUCGGAACUUUCCUUUUCGCGCUGAAUCCUCACAUUUAGCUUUUGGGGACAUACACACUCACACACACACACAUACACAGAGACACGCACGCAGACACAUACAUACAAAUUACCAGAGAGAGCCACAUAAAGAAGAAGAAGAAGAAGAAGAAGAAGAAGAAGAGGAAGGGGUGGAGAGAGAGAGAGAGAGAGAGAGAGAGAGUUCCUUUAGAGAGAGAAAGAGAGUCAAGUCUCCCCCAUUCUAUCUAUUCUAUGAAUGAAACGAAACCUUCAUUAAAGUCGAGCUCUCUCUCUUUGCUUCCUUCCAUUUCGUUCCUCUCGUUGUAAGAAAGAAAGAAGCAAGCAGCAGCUCUGCAACCCCUCCUCCUUCAUCCCUUUAUUGAAGAAGAAAUUCUGCAACCCACCCUUCUUCUUCGUCUUGCUUCUGUUGGGUUGAUAAAUGCGAAAAUUCCCCCAAUUUGGAGUCUGGAAUUCCCAUCUCCCACCUCAAAAUCGGAACUUGAUUUCUGGGUCUUGAUUGGAUUUCGGAUUGGGAGGGAGAGGCCCACUGGGGGAAUUCAGCGAUUUGGAUUUGGUUUUGAUUUGAUUGGGUUGUCGGUUGCUGUGAGAUGAGAGCCGGUCUAAGCACGAUCCAGCAGACCCUCACCCCGGAGGCGGCGGGCGUUCUCAACCUCUCGAUUGCGGAGGCUGCCCGGCGCAACCACGGCCAGACCACGCCCCUUCAUGUGGCGGCCACCCUCCUCGCCGCCCCCUCCGGGUUCCUCCGCCAGGCCUGCAUAAAGUCCCACCCCAACUCGUCCCACCCGCUCCAGUGCCGCGCCCUCGAGCUCUGCUUCAGCGUGGCCCUCGAGCGGCUACCCACCGCUCAGGGCUCCACCCUCGAGCCCCCCAUAUCCAACGCCCUCAUGGCUGCCCUCAAGCGCGCCCAGGCCCACCAGCGUCGAGGCUGCCCUGAGCAGCAGCAGCAGCCCCUCUUGGCGGUCAAGGUCGAGCUCGAGCAGCUCAUCAUAUCAAUCCUCGAUGACCCCAGCGUGAGCAGAGUCAUGCGAGAGGCCAGCUUCUCUAGCCCUGCGGUCAAGGCCACGAUCGAGCAGUCCCUGAAUUCGACCGCCCCUCCACCUCCUGGGGCCAGCCCCGCCUCCGUUGGACUAGGUUUCCGCCCCUCGGUGCCUACCCGCAACCUGUACUUGAACCCCCGGCUACAGCAGCAGCAGGGGAGCACCACCUCCGCCACAGGGGCUGCUGCGGCAGGGCCACAGGCAGUGCACCAGCGGAGCGAGGAUGUCAAGAAGGUCAUCGAGAUCUUGUCGAGGUCAAGGAAGAGGAAUCCGGUUUUGGUCGGGGAAUCUGAGCCUGAGGCAGUAGUGAGGGAACUAGUGAAGAGAAUUGAGGCCAAAGAAGUGAAGGACGAGGCGCUCCAGAAUGUCCAAGUGAUCUCCCUCGAGAAGGAGUUCGGUUCAGAUAAGUCGAAGAGGCUCUCAAGACUGAAGGAAUUGGGGGAUUUGGUGGAAGCCCGGAUGGUGAGUGGCGGGAUAAUUCUCGAUUUCGGGGACUUGAAGUGGCUGGUGGAGCAGGCUGCAGCAGGUUUUGGAUCGGCAGGUCCAAUACCAGGCCAGCCACCGCCACGGCAGGUGGUUUCGGAGGUAGCGAGGGUGGCAGUGGCAGAAGUUGCAAAGCUUCUGGAAAGAUUCAGAGAAGAUGGUAAUGGUAGUGGUGGUCGGGUUUGGUUGAUUGGUACCGCUACUUGCGAGACUUACAUGAGGUGCCAAGUACAUCACCCUUCAAUGGAGACUGAUUGGGAUUUGCAGGCAGUUCCCAUUGCUGCCCGAGCACCCCUUCCUGGGUUGUUCCCAAGGUUAGGAACAACUGGAAUACUGGGCAACACAGUCGAAUCCCUAUCCCCGCUAAAGAACUUCUCCAGUACGAUCUCUAAUCCUUCAUCGAGACGUCUUUCUGAGAAUCUGGACCCUACCCGAAAAACAAGCUGCUGCCCGAAAUGCACUCAGGGUUAUGAACAGGAGCUAGCGAAACUCAAAACCACAGAAACAGAGAAGUCCUCCCCUGAAGUGAAGUCGGAGCCAGCGGCCCGACCUGCCUUACCCCAGUGGCUGCAAAAUGCCAAGGUCCACCCGACUCAGGGGAAGGAUGAAGAAAUAGUAUCGAAUCAGAGGAUUCAAGAGUUGCAAAAGAAAUGGAACGAGACGUGCCGCUGCUCCCAUCCUCAUUUCCAUCAACCACUCAUUGGGCCCGAGAGAAUCAACCCAACUCCCUUCUCUAUGACAGGCCUUUACACCCCGAACCCACUCCUGCGACAGAAUCUCGAGCCCAAGUCUCCGCUUCUGCACAAGAGUUUGAAUGUGGAGGUUCAGACCCAGACUCCAUUACUGAAGCCGAACCCGAUGAUGCAAAAUCAUCCCACUCUGCAGGUUCCAAGCUCUCCGGGAAGCCCUGUGAGGACGGACCUGGUUCUAGGCCGAACAAAGGCCACCAAGGAGCCUACCCUCGAGAAGCCAGCCCAGAAAGAGGGCCUCAGAGAUUUCUUGGGAUGCAUAUCCUCAGGGUCGCCUAAGAAGGUUUAUGAGUUCCACUACGAGAAGUUAAUGAGCAUUUCCGACACGGACUCAUUCAAGAAGCUCCUGAAAGGCCUGGCAGAUUCUGUGUGGUGGCAAAGGGAUGCGGCCUCUGCUGUGGCCACUAUUAUGAACCGCAGCAAGCUUGGGAAUGCGAAGAGGAGAAGUAUCGAGUCCCGGGGUGACCUCUGGAUACUAUUUGCGGGUCCCGAUCGAGUUGGGAAGAAAAAGAUGGGGUCUGCCCUGUCAGAGCUGGUCUGUGGCGCUGCCCCAAUCACAAUCUCCUUCGGAUCAAGGCGAGAAAAUGACCUAAACUUCCGUGGGAAGACGGCCCUUGAUCGGAUUGCUGAGGGAGUGAGGAGGAACCCCUUCUCAGUGAUCAUUCUUGAGGAUGUGGAUGAAGCUGAUGUGCUGGUUCGGGGAAGCAUCAAGCGAGCCAUGGAGAGGGGCAGGAUCGCCGAUUCACAUGGAAGGGAAAUUAGCCUUGGGAACGUGACUUUUAUUCUCACCGUGAAUUGGGUGCCCGAUAAUGUCAAGUUUGCCACUAAAUUGGACUCUUCCUUCGAUGAAGAGAAGCUCGCAGGCUUGGCCCAAGAAGGCUGGCGGUUAAAGCUCUCAGUCUCCGAGCGGACCGCAAAGAGGCGUGCCAGUUGGUUACAUGACGUCAACAUGGCUGUGAAGCUGAGGAAGGAGAUGGGCAAUGAUGCUGCCAUGGGAUUUGACCUUAAUGAGGCUGCAGAUUAUUUGGAUGAUCGGACAGAUGGUUCGCGCAAUUCGAGUGAUAUCACGGUGGAGCACGAGUACGAUCAUGGACUCGAUAAUAGGUUAUCUUCCACGUCCUUGGUGUACCGCGAGCUCCUAUGCAACGUGGAUGACUCAGUUAUAUUCAAGCCUGUGGGCUUGGCAUCCCUCCGGGAAGAUAUAGCGAGCUCAAUAUCAAGCAAGAUCUCUUCGGUGUUUGGGGAUCGCAUUUCGGUCGAAGUAGAGGGGGAAGCGCUGGAGAGGAUCCUUGGGGGGGUUUGGCUGGGUAGGACAGGGCUAGAGGAGUGGAUGGAGAGCGUUCUCAUCACGAGCUUUGACCAGCUAAAGGCACGACUGUCCUCCAGAGGGGACACGAGGCGGGACGAAUCAAUGGUGGUGAGGCUCGAGUGCGAUGGGAGCACGGAUCCUCGGGGAUAUGGAGAAUGGCUGCCCCGACGGGUCGAGGUGGCGGUUGACGGGUUGUGAAUUUCUUUUUCCUAGUUUUUAUUAUUAUUUUUUUUUUUGGGGGGUUAUUAUAGGGGGUGUAAAUACAGUGAAAAGCCUUUGUAUUUUGGGGGGAGCCUAAAGAAGGAAAAGGAAGAAUCAGUGUCAAGGAGAAAAAAGGGAUAAUGUUUGAUUCAACAGCCUAGGCAAUGUUUCUUUCUAUUUUUGUUUUUCUUUUUCCCUUUGGUUUUUCUUUUUAAUUUUCUUUUGGGGGAAAAUAGAUGAUUAUACUAAUUCUAUUGUAGCCAUCAUGUUUAUUAAAUUACAUAGACAAGAUGAUCAAUAAGGUGAGGUAUUCCUCCUAAUUUUACCAUUUUAUCUCA
Molecule: messenger RNA, 4187 nt
Organism: Punica granatum (pomegranate)
Lineage: Eukaryota; Viridiplantae; Streptophyta; Magnoliopsida; Myrtales; Lythraceae
Source: RefSeq, a predicted model, not a curated record